Fusarium mangiferae is the source of this 345-nucleotide messenger RNA. RefSeq lists its product as uncharacterized. The record is from RefSeq and is a predicted model, not a curated record. NCBI's taxonomy places the organism in Eukaryota, Fungi, Ascomycota, Sordariomycetes, Hypocreales, Nectriaceae. Bases 1 to 345 code for a protein of 114 amino acids. The transcript is spliced from 3 exons.
AUGGCAUCCUCCCUAAACAGCGAACAGGACUUUCUCACUUGGAAACAAUUGGGCUACACGGAUAAACGCUGCGAUCUCGAUUCUAUUCUUUGCCACUCCUCGCCCUCGAAAAGGUAUUUCCGGACUUUCUGGCUGCUGAAGCACCACUCCUGGACCAGUACUGAAAGCAUAUCGCGACUCAAAGUGGAUGGAAGGCACUCCAACAACUCGACAUUAUUUCCAUCAAGUCCUUCCUAUCAGUCAAACAUGCUAAGGAGAGGUGUCUUUCAGAUAGUUUGGAGUAGCUUUCAAGCUCGGUGCUGCAAAAUACAAGCUGCUUUUUGCCCCUGGAAAGUCAGGAUAUGA